AACAGCAAUGGGUUCAUUUGUGACUAUGAACUUCAUGAGCUUUUCAAGGAAGCUAAUAUGCCGCUGCCGGGAUAUAAAGUGAGAGAAAUUAUUCAAAAACUCAUGCUGGAUGGUGACAGAAACAAAGAUGGGAAGAUAAGUUUUAAUGAAUUUGUUUACAUUUUUCAAGAGGUAAAGAGCAGUGAUAUUGCUAAAACCUUCCGCAAAGCCAUCAACAGGAAAGAAGGGAUUUGUGCUCUGGGAGGAACUUCAGAGUUGUCCAGUGAAGGAACACAGCAUUCGUACUCAGAAGAAGAAAAAUAUGCCUUCGUUAAUUGGAUAAACAAAGCUCUGGAAAAUGAUCCCGAUUGCAGACACGUUAUACCCAUGAACCCAAAUACUGACGACCUCUUCAAAGCAGUUGGUGAUGGAAUUGUGCUCUGCAAAAUGAUCAACCUUUCAGUUCCUGACACAAUUGAUGAGAGAGCCAUCAACAAGAAGAAGCUUACACCCUUCAUCAUUCAGGAAAACUUGAACUUGGCACUGAAUUCUGCUUCUGCCAUUGGGUGUCAUGUUGUGAACAUUGGUGCCGAAGAUUUGCGGGCUGGGAAACCUCAUUUGGUUUUGGGACUGCUCUGGCAGAUUAUUAAGAUUGGCUUGUUCGCUGAUAUUGAAUUGAGCAGGAAUGAAGCACUGGCGGCUUUGCUUAGAGACGGGGAGACUUUGGAGGAGCUUAUGAAAUUGUCUCCGGAGGAGCUUCUGCUAAGAUGGGCCAACUUUCAUCUGGAAAACUCGGGCUGGCAAAAGAUCAACAACUUCAGUGCUGACAUCAAGGAUUCCAAAGCCUAUUUCCAUCUGCUCAAUCAGAUUGCGCCAAAGGGACAGAAGGAAGGUGAACCACGGAUAGACAUUAACAUGUCAGGGUUCAAUGAAACAGAUGAUUUGAAGAGAGCCGAAAGUAUGCUUCAACAAGCAGAUAAAUUAGGUUGCAGACAGUUUGUUACCCCUGCUGAUGUCGUCAGUGGAAACCCCAAACUGAACUUAGCCUUUGUAGCUAACCUCUUUAAUAAAUACCCAGCACUCACUAAACCUGAAAACCAGGACAUUGACUGGACUCUACUAGAAGGAGAAACUCGGGAAGAAAGAACCUUUCGUAACUGGAUGAACUCUCUUGGUGUUAACCCUCAUGUAAACCAUCUCUAUGCUGACCUGCAAGAUGCCCUGGUCAUCUUACAGCUGUAUGAACGAAUUAAAGUUCCUGUGGACUGGAGUAAAGUUAACAAGCCUCCAUACCCAAAGCUGGGAGCCAACAUGAAAAAGUUAGAAAACUGCAACUAUGCAGUUGAGUUAGGGAAGCAUCCAGCUAAAUUCUCCCUGGUUGGCAUUGGAGGACAAGACCUGAAUGAUGGGAACCCAACCUUGACGUUGGCUUUAGUCUGGCAGCUGAUGAGAAGAUAUACCCUUAAUGUUCUGGAAGAUCUUGGAGAAGGUCAGAAAGCAAAUGAUGACAUCAUUGUAAACUGGGUGAACAGAACAUUGAGUGAAGCUGGAAAGUCAACUUCUAUUCAGAGUUUUAAGGACAAGACGAUCAGCUCCAGUCUGGCAGUUGUGGAUUUAAUUGAUGCCAUCCAGCCAGGCUGCAUUAACUAUGACCUUGUUAAGAGCGGGAAUCUUACAGAAGAAGACAAGCACAAUAAUGCCAAGUAUGCAGUGUCAAUGGCUAGAAGAAUUGGAGCCAGAGUAUACGCUCUCCCUGAAGACCUUGUGGAAGUGAAACCCAAGAUGGUCAUGACCGUGUUUGCAUGUUUGAUGGGCAGGGGGAUGAAGAGAGUGUAAAAUAACCAAUCUGAAUAGAACCAUCCUUACUCAAAGGUGCAUGAUUGGCAAGUCAGUUAUUCCCAGGUCAAGUGCUCACCGCUUAAAGAAUUCUCGGUCACUUAAAGGACUUUUAUU
Messenger RNA from Phodopus roborovskii (desert hamster), 1932 nucleotides. RefSeq names its product plastin-3. The record is from RefSeq and is a predicted model, not a curated record. Gene Ontology annotation, cellular component: cytoplasm; actin filament; actin filament bundle. The transcript has 14 exons. The coding region runs from base 58 to 1815 and encodes 585 amino acids. NCBI's taxonomy places the organism in Eukaryota, Metazoa, Chordata, Mammalia, Rodentia, Cricetidae. Gene Ontology annotation, biological process: actin filament network formation; actin filament bundle assembly. Gene Ontology annotation, molecular function: actin filament binding; calcium ion binding.